AUGCAAUACCACGAUGAAAAUAAUUUAGAUGUUAUAAAUCAGAAAAUAACUGAAAUAAAGAAAAAAAUACAAUUAUCAGAGGGACAAAGAAAAGCACAUUUUGAAGAAUGUGAUGCUGAAAAAAAGAAAAAUAUUGAUAAAAUUCGUACACUAAAAAAAGACAUUAGAGAAAUAUAUAAAAAAUUAUCUGAUCCCAAAACGGCAAAAAGGAUAUGUAACGAUUUAAUUUUAAAAACUGUAAACAAUCCAAAAGAAGUGGGUGUUAUACGAAAUAAAAAUAUGGACGACGCCAUUGAUUUUAUGGAUUUGAAAUGCAUCGAUUUAAAUAAACAACUUGAUAUAUUCAAAUUAAAAAACAAAAUGAAAAAACUCGAGUUGAAACAACUCGCCGAAGAGUAUAGAAAACUUGUCGAUUUUAAAAAUGGUAAAAAAUUUGGAAAGUUUGGUAAUAAUGACGACAAAAUAAUAAGCGCGCUGGAAAAUCAAAUUCACAGAGUCGAAAUGAACAUGAUGGAAGCCGAGCACAUAAAUAAAAAAUACAAAACGAUUUGUUUGCAUCUUUUGUCGGAAAGCGUCGAAUUUGAGAGUACGUUAAAAAAAUUAGAGGAUGAGAUAGAAAAACAAAAUGCGGAAAUUCAACAGCUUCAAUUAAUCAACAAGGAAGCUGUCGGGUUGAGAGAUGCUACAAAGGGAACUUUAUUACGUCACGAAAUAACGGCUUUAAAUGCUGGGAAAAAUAGAGAAAAUCAACUUCAAGAUUUUAGACGACGCGUCGAAGAAAGAAAACUCGAGUUGGAAAGGUUGGAACGAAGAAUUUUUCCUGCAGGAAGAGUGGUUUUCGAAGAAGGUACCGAAACCGGAAGUGGGAUUCAACCGAACGAAGUCACCAAUCAAUUGAUCAACCAGCUCGAAUCUGCUUUUAAUAAGCUCAAGCUUGCAACAGGUGAAACCGAAGCCAAAGAUGUUUUGCCCAGGUUCAUAUCUCAAAAGAAAACGAAAGAAAGGCUCGAAUUUUUAAAAAUGAUCACCGAAAAAGAAAAAAAACAAUUGGAAAUGAAAAAAGAAUCUUGUUUAGCCGAAUUAGAAUCGUCGAAAUUUUCAGAAGUCAAAGAUAAAGAAGAAACCGAAGAAAAAAUUGAAAAGCUCAAAAUUGAAAUUAAUUCCGUGGAAAGUCUAAUAGAAAAUAAUUCGAAAGAAUUUAACAAAAUGAAUGAGCAACUUGUUAAAAUCGGAAAUUUUCUUUAUUUAAUCAUUCAAAAAGUGCAGUUUAUGAAUGACGAACUCCCCCCGGAACGAUCGGACAAUGUCGAAAAUUAUAUUAAUUUGAUAGACUGUCUCAGUAGAAAAAUUCAAAGCGGACUUGGCAAUGUAAAUUUGGGUGAAAACCUGCGGGAAACUGUUAAAAACAUGGAACAAAAUGAGGUGAAUGACCGUUAA
This is a messenger RNA of Pediculus humanus corporis (human body louse), 1437 nucleotides long. Its product is annotated as Spindle assembly checkpoint component MAD1, putative. Lineage: Eukaryota; Metazoa; Arthropoda; Insecta; Psocodea; Pediculidae. The transcript is spliced from 10 exons. Gene Ontology annotation, biological process: cilium movement; outer dynein arm assembly. The record is from RefSeq and is a predicted model, not a curated record. Gene Ontology annotation, cellular component: cilium. The coding region runs from base 1 to 1437 and encodes 478 amino acids.